Guyanagaster necrorhizus is the source of this 1248-nucleotide messenger RNA. RefSeq lists its product as uncharacterized. Lineage: Eukaryota; Fungi; Basidiomycota; Agaricomycetes; Agaricales; Physalacriaceae. Bases 453 to 1061 code for a protein of 202 amino acids. The transcript has 4 exons. The record is from RefSeq and is a predicted model, not a curated record.
ACACGCUCAAUGGGUAAUCGGAGGGUCUUUAAACAGUGCUGCCCUCGGCCCGAGACCCGCGGAGUUUGAACUUGACGCGCCCCAAAAAAUGCUGGUGUUCCUCUACAAGGCAUGACCGACACCACGCCUACUGCAAUACCCAGGGCUCUGUCUUCAUCCGAUGGUGGCGGUAAUGACUAUGCGAUGGAUCCUUAUUUCAGCUGGCUGAAACCUUGGCAGGAGGGCUUGCUUCACCUGAUAGCCACCGUGAAGACGUGCCUCUGAAUACGACGCAGAAGAAUGAAGAUGAGAAAGCCCAGGGCACUGAUGCAGGGGGAAAAAGCACAUCCUCACCUUCUAGGCCCGCCAAUGUCCAGGACGAUAAUUCUACUUUAAGCCUUCCAGCGGGACCAGAACCUGAGAGGACCUCAGAUCCUCUUCAGAUCGCAGCCCAGGCAUACCCUUGGAUGUACAUGAGCUCUACACUCGACGCCUGUUUCAAGGGCGCCGAAGCGGCUGCGAAGAAAGACCUGGAGGCAAAGGCAAAGGAGCUAGAAGCCGAAGAAGCCAACAUAUCUGACGAACGUAUUCGCUUUGAAGCUGAAAGACUGAUCGAGUUCUAUAACGAGCUUGCCUCUGAUAAGUUCGCGAAGGAAGCACCAAUAAUAAUGCAAAAGUUCCUGUCUCAUGGCGAUUCAUGCACCGAGUGUGAAUCAGAAGCUCUCAGAAUCUCUUCGCAGGACUUUGACCUCGAUUACACUGAGGGCCCUUCGCCUUUGACUAUCCUUAACUCGAUGUUAGAAAAGCUUGACCGUCUUCAGGACGAAGCUAUUGAGCUGAAAACACGCAUCUCUGACUUGGAUCCUCCAGGUAAUGAUGGAGAAAACGAGGAAUCUACUGCAGCCAGGGCGCAGAUAAUACCCUUGUUCAGUGCUUGCCUUCCUGUUCUCCGCGCGAGGACGGCGAACUUGGCUGUGGCGCAACAGCUGAUCGAAGGCGUCAAGGAGAACUAUUCAGUGACGCUCCAUUUAAAGAUGCUGGAAAUGGACGAUUCGGAUGAUUAUGAUUCGGAAGACAAUUGACACUAACGCAUACCCUACAAUUUUCAUGAGAUAUAUCCGAAAUGCUUGCUAGGCUGAGUCCAAUGCUGAGUCCUUGCACAAGACAGUCUGAAACCCUGAUAUCGAAGAGUUGAAAAUACCAGCAAAAGAAUUGGCUAGUUCAUAAGCUCCCCUGCGCUAGGUCGAAAGAGAAGACGCCAAUCUUUGG